Molecule: messenger RNA, 1320 nt
Organism: Adineta steineri
Lineage: Eukaryota; Metazoa; Rotifera; Eurotatoria; Adinetida; Adinetidae
Source: the annotation of a GenBank genome assembly
AUGGCCUUCAUCAGAAAUUCUCUUCUCAAACUUGCACCAGUUUCAACAAAAUCUAUUGCAAUAGUACAAAAACGUUUUUAUUUAGCACUUCAUGAAUAUGUUUCCAUGGGAUUACUUGAAGAAGCAGGUAUUCGUGUACCAAAAUAUCGUGUAGCUGAAACAACUGAUCAAGCUUAUAAAAUUGCUGAAAGUGAAGAACUUGGUACUGAUCUUGUUAUUAAAGCUCAAAUCCUUGCUGGUGGCCGAGGUAAAGGUACAUUUGAUACAGGUCUUAAAGGUGGUGUUAAAAUGACAUAUUCACCGGAUGAAGCCAAACAAAUUGCAUCGAAAAUGCUUGGUCAUCGUUUAUAUACGAAACAAACAGGUCGUGAAGGAAAACCAGUUAGUAAAGUAAUUAUGUGUGAAAAAUUAUUUACUAGACGUGAAUAUUAUUUUGCUUUGGCAUUAGAACGUCGUUUUGGUGGUCCAGUAAUUAUUACAUCGACUCAAGGUGGUAGUAAUAUUGAAGAAAUUGCUGCUGAAAAUCCUGACGCAAUUAUUCAUCAUCCUAUUGAUAUUAUAACAGGACUUGAACGUAAAGAUGCAUUAGCUAUUGCAGACAAACUUGGAUUUCAUGAUGAAGCUCGUGAUGAUGCAGCUGAUACAAUGAUGAAAUUAUAUAAUUUAUUUGUUACUAAAGAUAUCGUUCUAUUAGAAAUUAAUCCAUUAACAGAAGGAGCUGAUGGAAAAAUCUAUUGUAUGGAUUGUAAGAUAAAUGUUGAUGAUAAUUCUGAAUAUCGACAACAAGCAGUAUUCAGUCAAAAAGAUAAUACACAAAAAGAUUGGCGUGAUGUUCAAGCUGAAGAAUCAAAUUUAAAUUAUAUUGGUCUUGAUGGUGAAAUAGGAUGUCUUGUUAAUGGUGCUGGUUUAGCUAUGGCUACCAUGGAUAUUAUAAAAUUAGCUGGAGGUAAUCCAGCUAAUUUUCUUGAUGUUGGUGGUGGUGCUACAGCUGCACAAGUUAAAAGUGCAUUUCAAUUAAUUACUGCUGAUCCAAAAGUACAAGCUGUGUUUGUGAAUAUCUUUGGUGGUAUUAUGAGAUGUGAUGUUAUUGCACACGGUAUUGUUGCAGCUGCCAAAGAACUUAAAUUAACUAUACCAAUUGUUGUACGAUUACAAGGUACACGAGUUGAUGAUGCAAAAGCAAUUAUUGCUACUAGUCAAUUUAAAAUACUUCCUUGUGAUGAUUUAGCUGAUGGCGCUCGAUUGGUUGUUAAACUUGCUCAAAUUGUCAGUUUAGCUCGAUCUGCUUCAAUAGCUGUUCAAUUUGAAUUACCAAUUUAA